CCUCUGUCCUGUUAGCUAGUCCUGUCCAUCACGCUAACCCGGAUACCGGCGUUUUCUGACUGAAACGCCGCCUUAGUGUCGAUUCAGGACGCUUUGUCGUUAGCGGCAGGUAGCUGACUUGUGUUACUUGUGUCUUUGUUUACUGUCGUUGCGAAUUUUAGACGGAGAGAUACUGAGAGCACCAGCUGUCAGCUAAGGUAGCUAGCAUAACAUGAGGGAGCCGCACAGCACUCUUGGAAACAUCGUGAAGAAAGUUAGAAAGUAGGCAGCGUAUGACUGGCUUAACAGGAGGCUACGUUAACCAAUAUUUGCUCUUACUGUAACUAUCAUGUAAAGGCUUUACACACUUGUUGUACCUGUGGAUCUGGACUCUGGGCUCACAAACAGCUGGAGGGCACUGAGGGACUACCAAUGAGAUGACUGGAGGAUUUUACACAUACGCAGCUUUUCACGCUACACCUGUGUUUCAAGCUCUGUCCACACCUGAGCAUCUGAGCUGAACAUCAGCUCUCCAGAGCCGCCAUGGCAGUCUGUGUGAAGGCUGUGUGUUGUGGUGGUGUGGAGAUGAAAAUACACAGAGUGCUGCUCUCUGGAUGUAUGAACUGCACCAGGAUGUAUCUGCCAUUUAGUGGGAACUUUUACCCAAAGCGCCUUUUUAGCUCUGUAAGUGCUCUUUCCCCAAGACUUGGUGGGACUCAGGCCCUCAUACUUUGCCGGGCUCGUAAACUGCUCUCCCCACUUGGAAAUAGAAAACUAACCUUGUACAGCAGGAGGUACAGUGACGUUGCUUCAAGGUGUCAACCCAGAAAAUAUCAAUCUGCUGCAGCAAGAAAGGAGAACCUGCUGCAAGGAGGUGCAGCGUGGCCUGUGUCCUUUAUCCGCAGCAGAGUGACAGAUGCUCCUCUUUCCAGUGUGCCUCCAGCUUUUGUAGUGAUGAAGUUUGACCAAGGGGGGAAUGUGACAUCAUUUGAGAAGAAGAAAACAGAGCUUUGCCAGGAGCUAAGCCUUCAGGCCAGAGACCUUCGCUUUCAGCACAGUACCAGCCUCACUGCGAGGAACAACUGCAUUAUCAUACGAAUGGCGUCUCUGAAAGCCAUCGUGACCCCAGAGUCUCUUUUGGUGUUGGAUUUCCGUGGUCUGGGUUUAGAGCACUGGUUGGUACUGGAGCUUGCGCCUCAGCUAGCAUCACAGACACACACUCUGCCCUUCGAGUUCAGAGCACUGGAGGCCAUACUGCAGCACAAGGUAAACACUCUACAAACCCGGCUGAAUGAAGUUGAACCAGUAAUAUUGGACGUAUUAGAAUCCCUAGUGGAUCCUAAAAUCCUUUCUGCUGAUAGAAGUAAACUACACAUACUGUUGCAGAACAGCAAGAGUUUAUCAGAGUUGGAAACGGAUGUAAAAGUUUUUAAGGACUCCUUGCUGAAGAUUUUGGAUGAGGACGAAAUCAUUGAAGAAUUCUGUCUAACCAAGUGGACAGACCCGAGAGUUUUUGAGGAGAGCAGUUUGGGCAUUGACCAUGCUGAGGAGAUGGAACUGUUACUGGAGAAUUACUACAUGCAGGCUGAAGAGCUGGGGAACAAGACCAGAGAAUUGAAAGGGCUGAUAGAUGAUUCUGAGAGUGUCAUCUUUAUCAAUCUGGACAGCCAUCGUAACGUGAUGAUGCGGCUGAAUCUGCAGCUGACAAUGGGCUCCUUCUCCCUUUCCUUAUUUGGACUGAUCGGGGUGGCCUUUGGAAUGAAUUUAACAUCGUGCUUUGAAGAGGACCCUCGUGUUUUCUGGCUGGUAACAGGCUUCAUGUUCUUGGGCAGCGGGCUGAUAUGGAGAAGACUGCUGUCUUUUCUGGGGAGACAUCUGGAGCCGUCAAUACCCCCACUAAUCCCUCCGGUCUGGAAGAGAACUGUGAAAGCAUCAGACAUCAAAGCAGGAGUCAGAUGAAGUUCUACCUCUGCUCUGUAAAGUGCCACAGACCUCACAUGGACUCUGCAGCUUUAAAGACAAUUGUUUUAUUAUCCCAAACCCCCCGGAUUCUCUAUGAAUGCAGAAAACUUACUUUUUUUUUUUUUAAACACAUCUCAUCAUUUUAGUCUCCCAUGCCUACAGCAGAGAUCAAGACUGCAUCCAAAUGUCUGGCGAUUCCACUGUGUUACAGUAUGUGUGCUCAUGUGUCCCCAUCAUUAUAUUUCACGCACUGUGUCGUGGUUAUUUCAGAUGCUUGAUUAGAUGUCUUGAUAUCUAAUCAUAUCUGUGGAUAAAACAUGGGGGCGCAGAGUGUUGCUCUGUCGUCACUUUUUUUUUUUUAUGGGUGGAUGUGUAGGCACUGAAACCAGAAACAGGCCAACUAAUAUGAUAACCACCUUAACUGCAGUUGUACGUUCCCUCAUUUCACAGGUAAAAAAUGUGUUAUAAUUAAGUAAAUUUGUAUUAUUUAAAUAAAUGUGAGCCAUAUGAAUGUGGAAAGUCUAUUGUUAAUAUCUAUAAAGAGUUAUUCACACUGUUUGUUAAGCUGAGUUGAUACAGUGUGCAACAUUAGUCAGACAAUGAGGGCUUUUCUAAAUAGACCAUUUUCACGACAGACAUGUUGAAAUGUCAGAGCAGGAAAAAGCACUGGUGAAAAUAAUUUUAACGUUCCAGUGAGCAUCUACGAUACCAUUUGGAUGGUUUGCAGGGACUGUUCUUAAAACACUUGCUGCUCUGAAAUACAAGGAUUUAUCAGGUGUUGACCAGGCACUUGAUGUGAUGGUGAACAUGACUGAUUAAAAGCAGUGAAACACAGGCUUAUUUGUUUCAGGGAACUCUUUUCGAACAGUGGCGAAGCAGCAGGUUUUCCUCAUUCUUAAAAAAUUAUUUGUCUAGUUAUUUGUCUUGUCAGUGUCUCACUUUUUGUUUGUGUGUCUCAAAAUUUGCCCCAAAAUUAAAGGGUAUUAACAUACAUGGAGUUUUCAGGAGUAUGACUAUGACUGUUCCUGUUCUCAAGAAAGCUGAGUUAACUUUAUUGCAAAUGUUAGGAAUUUGCCUUGGUGAACUCAUAGUGCAGCAGAACAGACACAACAUGCAGCACAGACUACUAAUAAUAAAACCAUAUACAUAAAAAAAUUAAUACACACAGAACCUAAAACAAUAUACCUUAAGUGCAGGCACUGCGAGUUAUUAGUGUUGUGAAUGUUAAAGGCAGAACCUUAAUGAAAAUAUGUAUAAACCUACAAAAGGAAACCUCUGUCAUUCUGGGGUACUGUAGGCCAAAGCAAACUAUGGUGAAAUGACACAAUGCAGCAUGUAAACAACUGAAAAUACCACUGUGAUGUUUUCAUCAUUUUCACAAGUGCCUGAGUUCUAUAAUAGUCUCUGGAUGUUAUAUUUUUCUUUUACUGCUAUGGACAAGAAAGAUUAUCUUACUAGAUGAGCUGCUGCCUGAAUGUGUCUGUAAAGUCCACCACUUAAUCCCCUGUACACACCCUCAGCUCUAUUCAGUCUCACACAGAAAACGUGUUGAAGCUUAUUUAAAGCAGUCGGCCUGAAAAACAGCAACGUCUGAAAGAGAGGCUCUCUUGCCUGUUUCUCAGAUCUGGUACAGUAAACACUCACCACUCUUUUUACAGGACAUGUCUAAAACACAGUGGCGAGGGUAAGAUGCAUUAACAUAUAAAAAUUUUUAAAAUUAGAGAUUGAUGGAAAUGUUCAGCUGACGGCUGAAUUAGAUCAAGUGCCCCAGUAAGCCUUAACCAGUGAGCCAGCAUGUGCAAUAGCAGGACUCUAGAACCAACUCACCUAAAUGGAACGCAGGCGUCUUGUGUUAUCAAUUACAUUUCUUGCAAUGACAGACCAAUAUGCCUUCUAUGAAAAAGGUCUAAAAAGAAUAAACAUGUACAACUUUAGACAUAAAACAAAACUUUAUCAAAAAACCCUGCACAUACUCUAUAUCGGCCUGUCUCUUUGUCCCUUUAUGUAUUUACAGUCAGUUCAGUUUAAACAAAAGGCAAAUGUGAAAGCAAUCCACUAAACACAAUAUAAUCUGCCACGCUGCCAAACAGGGCUGCUCUUAAUUUACAUUUGACCUUUAUUAGCAUAUAAUUCAAAAAUCAAAGUCAGUGCAGAGCAUUUUAUUUUAUAUCAACACAACAGAAACAGUGAAAUCUUCCAUUGCAAAAACUAAAAAC
This is a messenger RNA of Toxotes jaculatrix (banded archerfish), 4157 nucleotides long. RefSeq names its product magnesium transporter MRS2 (gene mrs2). Bases 523 to 1938 code for a protein of 471 amino acids. Gene Ontology annotation, cellular component: mitochondrial inner membrane. Gene Ontology annotation, molecular function: magnesium ion transmembrane transporter activity. Gene Ontology annotation, biological process: mitochondrial magnesium ion transmembrane transport. The transcript has 12 exons. The record is from RefSeq and is a predicted model, not a curated record. Lineage: Eukaryota; Metazoa; Chordata; Actinopteri; Toxotidae.